AUGGGUACCAUCGCGACAAUUGCCGCCGUUGUUCUCGGCAUUUCGUUCAUGACAUUUGUGGCCUUCUUUGGGAGAUUACCAAUGUUUAGGCAUACACCAGUAUCAUGGUUACAUCGCCUAUUAUGGGUUUACAUCCCGAGGGGCGUGCUGGCACUAGAUCAGAAGCUCACGUCCGGCAAAUUUGGAUCCUCACUCGUCAGGUUCGGGAGGUUUAUGAUGAACGAUAGACAUCCGACUGUAAUGAUAUUCUUCUUCCUGAUCAUGGCGGUUUCAGAGUCGGCAGCCGUGCCGAAAGCCUGGUCGCAACUCACGACGCUGCAGCAAAUAACGCUCGCUAUCAGCAUCUUUCUUCCUUACUACACCCUCUAUAAGGCGGCUUACACUGACCCGGGUUACAUCACGGGUGACAACCACCGCGCGCACAUGGCAGCCUACCCAUACGACUUUACCAUCUUUCACCCCGGCUCCUCCUGCCGCACCUGCGGCCUGCUCAAGCCCCCGCGGAGUAAGCACUGCAGCAUCUGCAAACACUGCAUUGGCCGCAUGGACCACCACUGCAUCUUCAUCAACAGCUGCGUCGGUGCCGGCAACGCCCACUGGUUCCUCCUGCUGCUCCUCAGCACCGCCGUCCUCUCCCUCUACGGCGGCGUGCUCUGCCUGUCGCUCAUCGUGCGCAGCAUCCGCCGCCGCGCACCCGGCUUCGAGGUCCUCUGGUGGCGCGGCAACUUUGGCGAUGGCAUGGACCUCAACAGCUAUUUUGUCCUGUGGAGCUGGGGCAUCGCGGACCAGGUCCAGCUCGGUGCCGUCGGCCUGUUGGCCAUCCUCUGCAGUCCCUUGGUCUGGGGCCUCUUUGGCUAUAACAUGUGGAACGUUUGGGGCGGCGUCACCACCAACGAGUCGCUCAAGUGGUCAGACCUGAGUGAGGACAUGGCUGACGGCAUCGCCUUCAAGCGCCGCAUCGCCCCCGGCCGCCUCAAGGACCUGCGCUUCGAGCCGGCCUACACCUCGUGGCCAGUAGAGGCCGAGCAGAUCAUCAUUCGCACCAACGACGGCCAGCCUCCACCGGUAGAGGGCGCGGGGCUCGAGGGCGACGGCGACUGGGAGCGCGUCUGGAAGCUCAAGAACGUUGAGAACCUCUACGACCUUGGGUUCUGGGACAAUCUCGCCGACAUCUUUUCACCCACAAAGACCAGCAACGACCUCUACAUGGAGAUACCUCAUGCCGAGGAUCCGGGGCCAAGAAGGGGGCGGAGGCGCGUUAGAGACUGA
This is a messenger RNA of Pyricularia pennisetigena, 1269 nucleotides long. RefSeq lists its product as uncharacterized. The transcript is spliced from 3 exons. Lineage: Eukaryota; Fungi; Ascomycota; Sordariomycetes; Magnaporthales; Pyriculariaceae. Gene Ontology annotation, molecular function: protein-cysteine S-palmitoyltransferase activity. Gene Ontology annotation, cellular component: Golgi apparatus; endoplasmic reticulum. Bases 1 to 1269 code for a protein of 422 amino acids. Gene Ontology annotation, biological process: peptidyl-L-cysteine S-palmitoylation; protein targeting to membrane. The record is from RefSeq and is a predicted model, not a curated record.